Molecule: messenger RNA, 777 nt
Organism: Yamadazyma jaroonii
Lineage: Eukaryota; Fungi; Ascomycota; Pichiomycetes; Serinales; Debaryomycetaceae
Source: the annotation of a GenBank genome assembly
AUGUUUAAUUCAAGAUUCGUUGGUAUAUUAAGAACUGGUAGAGCCUCUUCAAUGGCUUUAUCAAAACCUUCAUUGAAACCUUCAUUAUUAUUAUCGCCUAUUGUCAGAAAUCACCAAAUUUUGAAACCUUCAUCAAUACUAUUAAGAAAUUACAGAUCCUAUUCAACCAAAUCAGCACCACCUCCACCUCCUCCACCUCCUCCAACAGGAAGUAUGAAAGAUAAGAAUGCUAAAGGUAAACUUCUUCUUAACAGAAUUUCAAGAGCCAUAACUUUUUCAGCUUCCUCAGUAUUAGUCAUAGGUGCUGCAGGUGUCGCCUUGUUGGUAGUAUAUUUGAUAUUAUCAGAAUUAUUUUUACCUUCAGGGGAUACUAAAACAUUCAACAAAGCCAUUAAAUUAGUGGAAAGUAACGAAGAAGCCCAGAAGGAAUUAAAAUUUGAAACAGGUGAAAGAUUGAAAGCAUAUGGUGAAGGACCAGCUGGUAAAUGGGUAAGAAAUAGACCUGUUCAAAGUAUCAGAAUGAAAGAUAAAGAUGGUAAAGAUAGAAUGGUCAUGAGAUUCCAUGUUGAAUCAAGCAAAGGUUUACAUGGUACUGUUUCAUUGGAACAAAUUGAUCAAACCUUCUGGAGUUCAGAAUUUGCAUACAUUGCUUUAGAUAUUCCAAAUCGUAAGAGAAUUUAUAUAAUUGAACCAAAAUUCCAAUCAAAGAAUUAUGUCCCAAAAUUCAAUCAAGAUGGGGGAUUCUUAGGUCUCAAAUGGGGUCCUAAAAAAGAAUAG